Alternaria triticimaculans is the source of this 1440-nucleotide messenger RNA. RefSeq lists its product as uncharacterized. Gene Ontology annotation, cellular component: mitochondrion. Gene Ontology annotation, molecular function: 5-aminolevulinate synthase activity; pyridoxal phosphate binding. The transcript has 4 exons. Bases 1 to 1440 code for a protein of 479 amino acids. Lineage: Eukaryota; Fungi; Ascomycota; Dothideomycetes; Pleosporales; Pleosporaceae. Gene Ontology annotation, biological process: heme biosynthetic process. The record is from RefSeq and is a predicted model, not a curated record.
AUGAGAUCGAUUGCGAUUUGGUCUCGUCCUAUAGGACACAACCAGUUCUUAGUGCGGGGUGUCAAACCCAGAGUGCUUUUGCUUGCUCGCUCAUUUGCAUCGGCAGCUGUAGCAGUGGCCCAGCCCGAGACGGCUACAACGGAGGCGCCCCAGCGUUUCCCGUAUGAAGCCUUAUUCAAAUUCAACAUCGAUCAGAAGCAUCGAGAUGGCUCAUAUCGUCAAUUCCGCAACAUCAAUCGUCUGGCCCAGGAGUUUCCCUUUGCACACUCCGACGUUGAAGAGCAGCGUGUGGACGUUUGGUGCACGAACGACUAUGUAAGUAAUCAGCCCAACAACACGAGAGUACCUAUUGACGAGAGCAACGAACAGCUUGGUAUGGGUGGUCACCCCAGUGUCUUACGUGCAAUGCGCACCGUGCUUGACAAAUACGGCGCUUGUUCCGGCGGUUCACGAAACAUAUCCGGGCACAACCAAUGGGCUGAAGCUUUAGAGACGUCGCUCGCAAAGCUGCAUCGGAAAGAAGCAGCGCUAUCCUUCACAUCUGGAUACGUUGCGAAUGAGUCUGCACUGGCAGUCUUGGGUGCACAUCUCCCCGGCUGUGUCUUCCUUUCUGAUGAAUCAAAUCACUCAUCCUUGAUCGAAGGCAUCAAGAUGUCUAGGGCUUCCAAGCUAGUCUGGCGGCACAACGAUGUUAGAGACCUGGAGAGGAAGCUUGCGUCCAUACCUUUGGAAACGCCGAAGGUUGUCGUGUUCGAGUCCGUGUAUUCCAUGUGUGGUACCGUUGCUCCCAUACGAGAGAUUGUUGAUUUGUCCGAGAAACACGGCGCCAUUACUUUCCUAGACGAAGUCCAUGCAGUCGGCCUCUACGGGCCGCAUGGGGCGGGUGUAGCCGAACAUCUCGAUUACGAUAUCCACCAAGGAGUUCGUGGAGAUGGACAAAGCACGCUCAUGGAUCGAAUUACCCUGGUCAGCGGAGCGCUUGGCAAAGCGUUCGGCACCAUGGGUGGUUACGUCGCCGGGUCCGCAUCUCUCGUCGACAUGAUUCGCUCGCAAGCCCGGAGCUUCAUAUUCACAACAGCGCAACCACCAGCUGUUAUGGCAGGGGCGAGAGCUGCGGUCGAACAUCUCUACUCGCAUGACGACUCGCGUAAGCAGCUCCAGCGCAACGCUCGUAGUGUCAAGACGGCGCUACGCGAGCAUGGUCUCCCGGUCUUGCCGAAUCAAUCGCAUAUAGUGCCUCUGUUGGUUGGAGACUCGGUAGUCUCCGAUCAACGCCCCAAGCGUGCCAAGAGGACAGGAAAGGUUGAGAAUAGCACCAACGCCAGCCCAUACGUCCAAGCAGCAGGAUCGCCUAGUGAGUGCAUUGGUGGAGAUCUGGGACAGACUGAAGCUGCCGAGCCUGAAAGACUGGCAGCAAGAAGGGGUAUCACCGCUCUCUGA